AGAGGCAUCUGUGCUACAAGAAUGCAACAUCGUGUCUGAACCCGCACUGUGAACCCUCGAGUCUUCAAGUCAUGGGCUGGACUCCUCUGCAUACAGCAGCUAGAGAUGGAGAUGCCAAGCGCCUCAAGAGAUGCAUAGAACAGAUCAAGUGGCUCGACCCCGUUGAUAUCAACGCCCAGAGCUCGCAAGGACACACUCCUCUCCACAUGUGCGCGGCCAAUGGUCACGUGGAGGUCAUGCAGUACAUCCUCGCUCAGAAGGAUUGCGAUAAGAACGCUCAGACGAAGUUAGGGAACACUGCCCUGCAUCUCGCUGCACUGAACUCGCGGGAGCCUGCGUGCAAGAUGCUUGUCAGCCAUGGAGCUGAUGCCAAAAGGAAGAACCAAGCCGGACAGACAGCAGCUGACCUCUGUCCUGCUGAGAACAAGACGUUGCGGCAGUUUCUCGUCGAGCAGAGCACUGCUGAGAAGCCAGAGGAUAUGGAGGAGGACGAGGAGGGGGAGGUUUAAGGGUCUUUAACUGCCAUUUCCCUCUCGUUCACAGCGUUGUCUUCUUGUUCUUCUCCCCCUUGGAGCACUUGAUGAUCAUCUGCCAAGCCAUCAGCUUGACUUGACUCGCUCUCACGGUUGACCUGCUCGAAGAAUGCAGCAUCGCACGCCUUGGAAAGGAACCUGAGAUGAGGAUGUGAUGAGGAAGAGGUGAAUGGAGAUGAGGUAGGGAAUUUUACGGAUGAUCGAGCGCUUCGGCGCUGGACAUGCGAUGUUUGACGUCCACCUGGAGAGAAGUUACACAAGACAAGGGAGGAGAAGCGAAGUUUGUACUUGCAGACAAGCCUUGUCGAAGCUGAAUACACUCUCGUCAGCUCC
Molecule: messenger RNA, 866 nt
Organism: Guillardia theta CCMP2712
Lineage: Eukaryota; Cryptophyceae; Pyrenomonadales; Geminigeraceae
Exons: 2
Coding region: 72-509 (145 amino acids)
Molecular function (GO): protein binding
Source: RefSeq, a predicted model, not a curated record